AACAGCACUACGUGGGGACGCAGUUACUUUCGGCGGGAAACACAAAUUAUGAGCUCCUAGCUAAUGUUUGACUCAUUUUUAGUGUUUGACCUCAGCCUGACCUGUAAGGGAUAGAGAAAGGCUCCAUUGAGUAACAUAUUGGAAUACUUCUGGGAGGAAAGAGAGCCCUCAGCAUCAGAGCAAGCAGAACAUGGCAGCUGGGAAGAUGUGCAUCAGGAAGAGCAAGGAGGAAACUGCUGAGUGGACAGGAUUAUUCCUGAACGAGUUGAAAACCCAGCAGGAGUCCCUUGUGUUCGUCAAGAGGAUGAUGGCCGUGGCAAUCUCGUCCAUCACCUACCUCCGAGGGAUUUUUCCGGAGAAUGCCUACAGAUCCAGAUAUCUGGAAGAUUUGUGCAUCAAAGUUUUGCGUGAAGACUGCAGCACUUCUGGAGCCAGUAAAGUUGUGAAAUGGAUGAUGGGCUGCUUCGAUGCGUUAGAGAGGCAGUAUCUCCAGAUUGUUUUUAUUGGGGUGUACACCAAUCCAGAUCAACCUAAUUGCAUUAUUGAGUCAUACCAGUUCAAAUUCAAAUACACAGAGAAGGGACCGGAGAUGGACAUACUCAGGAACAAUGAUGUGGAGGUGCAGGUCACAAUGGAGGACACCAAGAGAGCCUCUGUGCUGCUCAUCAGAAAGCUCUUCCUGCUCAUGCAGAACCUGGACACCCUCCCCAACAACGUCUACCUCACCAUGAAGCUCUACUACUAUGAUGACAUCACCCCUGCUGACUACCAACCACCAGGCUUCAGGGAGGGCGAAUCUGACAGCCUCUGGUUUGAAGGUGUCGCUGUGCACUUCAAGGUGGGCGAGGUGCAGACGGCCUUCCACACAUUGAGAGUGCGUGUGUCAGCGGAACAAAGCCGGCUGGAGAAGCUUCAAGAGGGGAACCACCUAAGGGAGACCAAGCAGGUUUCUCAGAAAUGUUCUCCAGAGAGGGAAAUGAUCAAGGAACCCUGCAAGAAAAUCUCUGACGAAGAGUAUCUACCCUCAGAAGAUGAGUCUGCACAGUUCAAGAAACCUACAAGACCCAUGGCAAAGAGAAAUGCAGCUACCAAAAAUCUGUCAAGGAAAAAAAGAAGAACUUAGCCACGACACAACACACAAAACAAAGGCAUUCAGCAAUGUAAACACUAAUAUGAAGUACUUCUUCAUUUUAUUACAAUGUUCAGCACUGUUUAAUGUUAUGUUACAACAGAUAUUAUAGGCAAAUGUGUUAGACAGGUUCCCUUCAUGAUAAUCUCUCCCGGCAAGGCAGGAUGAUAACGUCACAGUUCGAAUUUUGACAACGUUGUACAAAAAGUCUACAUGAACUGUACAAUCUAGAUUAAUUAAAUCAAUACAAUGUUCAAAGUGCUUCAUUAUUAGGUAUACAAAAAUAUACUGAUAUGUUUAAGAAAUAAAGCUUGACUUGUAAACAA
Acanthopagrus latus (yellowfin seabream) is the source of this 1455-nucleotide messenger RNA. It is a transcript of the gene zte38, whose product is annotated as zebrafish testis-expressed 38. The transcript is spliced from 13 exons. The coding region runs from base 191 to 1123 and encodes 310 amino acids. Lineage: Eukaryota; Metazoa; Chordata; Actinopteri; Spariformes; Sparidae. The record is from RefSeq and is a predicted model, not a curated record.